This is a messenger RNA of Culex pipiens pallens (northern house mosquito), 2013 nucleotides long. RefSeq names its product mediator of RNA polymerase II transcription subunit 19 (gene MED19). The record is from RefSeq and is a predicted model, not a curated record. The coding region runs from base 493 to 1275 and encodes 260 amino acids. Gene Ontology annotation, biological process: positive regulation of transcription by RNA polymerase II. Gene Ontology annotation, cellular component: mediator complex. The transcript has 4 exons. Gene Ontology annotation, molecular function: transcription factor binding; transcription coregulator activity. NCBI's taxonomy places the organism in Eukaryota, Metazoa, Arthropoda, Insecta, Diptera, Culicidae.
UCAGAGAAGGUUUUCAUUCGCGUUUCGCGUUUCGGUUCGUCGUCGUCGUGCAGAAAAAAAAGCAAAAUUUACCAAGUGUCCGCAGAAAAUUCGUGACAGUUCCGUCGGAAAUCGGUCCCACUCGGUGGGGGGCAUCCCGUGUGCAUUGAGGUUCGUCGAGGUCGCGCCCCGGAUUGGCCGUUUAAUUGGAUUACGCACGGGGGCAAGUUCGCAGCAGCAGCUCGUUUCGUGGCUGGCUGGCGAGGGUCGAUUCCCUCUCCCCCACCACACCGCACCUGGCCCCGCACCUUCCGUCUGCUGGUUGGCUGUCGCUGUCGGUCGGAGGCCACCACCAAGUGGAGCGCGGGAGGCGGAGGUGGAGUGUGUGUUUUGUCGUCCCCCAAAAGAAGAAGAGGAGGGUGCCUUAGCAGCAGCAGCUGUGUUUAGUGCGGACGGGGAACGCAACCUGUCGUCGGAAACUGUGCCACCAGCUUCCGCGGAGAGCCUUUCGAAAUGUUCAACAACUACGGCAACGUCAUGAUGACCGAUCCACCGUUCCGGAAGGUCGAACAGUACUCGCCCAAAUCGUCGCCGAGGGCGGGCGGUGCAGGGGGGCGGUCCCCGGUGGUGGCCCGCCAGGACUCGUCCGGAACGCUCAAGACCACCAUCCAGCUGGGGAAGAACCCGUCGAUCGUGCACAGUGGGCCGUUCUAUCUGAUGAAGGAACCACCAGGCGAAGGCGAACUGACCGGCGCGACCAACUUGAUGGCCCACUACGGCCUCGAGCACUCGUAUAGUAAAUUUAGCGGUAAGAAGGUGAAGGAACAGCUCUCGUCGUUCCUGCCGAACCUGCCCGGCGUCAUCGACGGACCGGGACAUCUCGAUAACAGCUCCCUCAGAAGCGUCAUCGAAAAGCCACCAAUCGUGGGCAAAGAACUUCUUCCCCUCACAAGCGUACAAUUGGCCGGAUUCCGUUUGCAUCCUGGGCCGCUCCCGGAACAGUACAAGCACCUCAAGACGGCCCCCACGCGGAAGCAUAAGAACAAACACAAGAAACACAAAUACAAGGAGGGCGUGGCGCCCGCGUCCGAGCAGUCCUCGCUGGAGGCGGCCGGCCUCGACACGCACGAGAAGAAGCACAAGAAGCAGAAGCGCCACGAGGACGACAAGGAGCGCAAGAAGCGGAAAAAGGAAAAGAAGCGCAAAAAACAGCGCCACAGUCCGGAACAUCCGGGCAGCGGGACCGGCCAGUCGUCGUCGUCGUCGAUGCAGGUUCCGCAAACGCAAGUCUUCUAAAGAGCCGUCGGCGCUGGUUGUUUGAUUUGAGCAGCAGCAGCAGCUGGAGCGCGGCAGAUUUAAUCAAAAACACACACACACACGAAAUUCAUUAGAAAUACACACACACAGCCCCCAAACAUCGUUAAUGAUAGUAGUAAGGAAAAUUUAUACAAUUUUAAAAAGCAAGCAAGCAUAUUUUUUGUUCUCUGGCAAACGGAAGCUUGGCUUCUCCUGGUUUCCGGAGCAAUCACAGAACUCUCUCCUCCCCCCUUUUUUUUAAGCAGCGAACCGAGAGAAAAACUGAACAUAAACCAACUUAACAGUAUGAUAAUGGCAAGAAAACAAGAACAUCUAAGCUUAAGAUCCUCCCACAUACUAAAACAAGCUCGUUUUUCUGUUGUUGAGGCAUAAAUUACCAAGUUUGUUUUUUCUUUCCGAAGUGAUCCUUGCUCGAAAGUGAUUUCCGACGAGUCCAGCACGAAAAAACAUUUAAAACAAACUUUUCAAAAGAGUGCCAAUGCAAGUGUUGCGGGAUGCCAAUCUGACGAAACCCCCUCUAACUUUUAUGAUUGAGUUUCCUAAAAAAAAAAACAAAAGUUAAAACGGAUUAAGUGCCCCUAGCCAUGUAAGCCAGAACAGUGAACUUAUGGUUAACCAACCCUUUGUUAAGUUCGUCUUUCUUUGAUAUCCAACUCAUGUGCAAGUGAAAGUUGUCGUCUUUCAAGUGUUUUUUGUCUGUCUGUACAGAAAACAGAA